Molecule: messenger RNA, 1749 nt
Organism: Dovyalis caffra
Lineage: Eukaryota; Viridiplantae; Streptophyta; Magnoliopsida; Malpighiales; Salicaceae
Source: the annotation of a GenBank genome assembly
AUGUCGUUUUUUGUUGGCUUAAUUGUUGGUCUCGCUGUCGGUUUAGCAUUGAUUGUUGGUUUUGUUAAGUCCGAGAAUGCAAGAUCCAAGCUUCGGUCUGAGCUUGCAACAACUAUAGCUGCUUUCGCAAGAAUGACAGUGGAGGAUUCAAGAAAGAUCUUGCCAGCUGAGUACUACCCUUCUUGGUUGGAUUGGCUUAAUCAACACCUUACAAAGAUCUGGCCUUAUGUUGAUCAGGCAGCUUCUGGCCUGAUAAAGACUUCAGUAGAGCCUGUUCUUGAGCAAUAUAGACCGAUUAUAUUGUCAUCUCUCAAAUUUUCGAAGUUCACUCUUGGCACUGUUGCGCCCCAAUUCACAGAUGACUUCACAGGAUCUUUAGUUCUGGCUGGGACUGUACCAACUGGCAAUCCUAAAUCAAUGUUAUUUUUAGGAGUUUCUAUCAUCGAAGAUGGAGGCAGUGGCAUCACUAUGGAGUUGGAAAUGAACUGGGAUGGGAAUCCAAGUAUAAUACUUGAUAUUAAGACUAGACUUGGCGUUUCUUUGCCUGUACAGGUCAAAGAUAUUGGAUUUACUGGGGUUUUCAGGUUGAUCUUUAAGCCACUAGUUGCUGAGUUUCCCUGUUUUGGAGCUGUUUGUUAUUCUUUGAGGCAAAAGAAAAAAAUGGAUUUUACACUUAAAGUGAUUGGUGGUGACAUAUCUGCAAUUCCUGGACUUGAUGAUGCUAUUCAGGAGACAAUACGGAAUGCUGUCGAAGAUUCUAUUACCUGGCCUGUUCGGAAAGUUGUUCCAAUUUUGCCUGGGGAUUACAGUGACCUGGAGUUAAAGCCUGAGGGAAUAUUGGAGGUGAAGCUUGUGCAGGCAAAGGCUUUGACGAAUAAAGACCUCAUUGGGAAAUCUGAUCCCUUUGCAAAGUUAUAUAUACGCCCUUUACCUGACAGAACGAAAACCAGCAAAAUAAUUAACAAUGAUCUGAAUCCAAUAUGGAACGAACACUUUGAAUUUGUUGUUGAAGAUGCAUCCACUCAACACGUGGUGGUAAAAGUUUAUGACGAUGAGGGGCUACAGGCAGCUGAGCUCCUUGGGUGUGCCCAAGUAAAUAUAAGCGAGCUUGAGCCGGGUAAAGUGAAGGAUGUCUGGUUGAAUCUGGUUAAGGAUUUGGAGGUCCAACGAGAUAAUAAAAACAGGGGGCAGGUACACCUGGAGCUUUUGUACUGUCCUUUUGGUGUGGAGAAUGCCCUUGCCAACCCUUUUGGCUCUGACUAUUCAAUGACCUCUUUGGAGAAGGUACUUAAAAGCGGGGCAAACGGUAUGGAAAUUAAUGGAAAUGGAAAUGGAGUUGCACAAAAGAGAAGAGAGGUUAUAGUUAGAGGAGUUCUCUCUGUCACUGUCAUUUCUGCAGAAGAUUUGCCAGUGGUGGAUUUGAUGGGUAAGGCUGACCCCUUUGUUACACUGACAAUGAAGAAAUCGGGGAUGAGAAACAAAACCAGGGUUGUGAACAACAGCUUGAAUCCUGUCUGGAAUCAACCUUUUGACUUUGUUGUUGAGGAUGGAUUGCAUGAUAUGCUUAUUGUCGAAGUUUGGGAUCAUGACACAUUUGGGAAGGAUUAUAUGGGAAGAUGCAUCCUGACUUUGACCAGGGUCAUAUUGGAAGGGGAGUACAAAGACUGCUUCCAACUCGAUGAGGCUAAAUCCGGAAGAUUAAAUUUGCACCUCAAGUGGUCGCCGCAGCAUAUUUAUCGCGAUUCUUGA